Messenger RNA from Xenopus laevis (African clawed frog), 2188 nucleotides. RefSeq names its product N-myc downstream regulated 1 L homeolog (gene ndrg1.L). Lineage: Eukaryota; Metazoa; Chordata; Amphibia; Anura; Pipidae. The record is from RefSeq and is marked provisional.
AUCAGUAAUACGGCGGAGAGAGAGUGCAGCAUCUGGGCACCGACUCCCAUCUGACUGACACGCAGAGAAUUCCUGUUAUAUACUGAGAAAGUGCAGCAUCUGGGAAGCAAAUCACACACAGAGAAGCCAGACACCCUGUUAUACUGCUGAGAGGCGCAGCAUCAGGACACCAGGGUAUACUUCUUCUUACACAGGCAAACGGCUAUGUCUGCAGAGAUGACAGACCUGAAUUUUGCGGAGGGGAGACCCCUGAUGACGGAUAAGGAGGAUGGCAUCACAGUGUUACUGCAGGAGUAUGUCACGCAGGAACAUGACAUUGAGACGGCCCACGGAAUUGUCCACGUCACUAUGUGUGGGACGCCCAAGCUGAACCGACCUGUGAUUUUAACGUACCAUGACAUCGGCUUAAACCAUAAAACCUGUUUCAACUCGCUGUUUAACUUCGAGGACAUGCACGAAAUCAGCCAGCACUUCUCUGUGUGCCACGUGGAUGCGCCAGGCCAACAGGAGGGGGCAGCGUCGUUCCCAGCGGGAUACAUGUACCCAUCAAUGGACCAACUGGCCGAAAUGCUUCCCGGCGUUGUCCAGCAACUUGGACUGAGGACUGUUAUGGGCUUAGGAAUCGGAGCGGGUGCCUACAUCCUUACCAGAUUCGCUCUCAACCACCCCAGCAUGGUAGAAGGCCUGGUGCUCAUUAACAUUAACCCUUGUGCGGAAGGCUGGAUGGACUGGGCAGCCACUAAGAUUUCUGGGUGGACUAACGCCUUACCUGAUAUGGUCAUUUCUCACCUCUUCUCAAAGGAUGAGGUGCACAGUAACCCUGAGCUGGUGGAGACCUACCGGCAACAUAUUCUCCAUGACAUUAACCAGAACAACGUGCAGCACUUUGUGAAGUCAUAUAAUAGCCGCAGAGAUCUGGAGAUUGAACGACCCAUUCCAGGAACAAACGCUGUUACAUUGAAAUGUCCUGCACUUUUGGUGGUCGGAGACAGUUCCCCUGCUGUGGAUGCUGUGGUUGAAUGUAACUCAAAAUUGGACCCCACUAAGACCACCCUACUAAAGAUGUCAGACUGCGGGGGAUUUCCUCAGGUCAUCCAGCCGGCAAAACUUGCUGAAGCUUUCAAAUACUUUGUCCAGGGCAUGGGAUACAUGCCUGCUGCUAGUAUGACCAGACUGAUGAGAUCUCGCACUGGAUCAGCCGCCAGCUCUUCAUCCCAAGAUGGCAACAGGAGUAGGUCUCAUACUAACGAGGGCUCAAGGAGCCGCUCCCACACCGGAGACGGGAACAGGAGCAGAGCGCACACCGGUGAUGGCAACCGCAGCCGUUCCCAUACGGACACCAACAACAUCAACUCUGACCAAAACAGUCCAAAAUCCAUGGAAGUCUCCUGCUAAGCUACGUGGCAUCUCAACAACAUAAACCUGCUUGCCAAUUGGAAACAUCCUACCCUUCCCGCUAUCUGGGUUACUCUACCAGCAAAUGGGGGGUUACGUUUUGAUAUAAUCACUGUGAACUGGAAAACCUGAGGACCAAAGAGUAAAAAUGAAAGCCUCUUAAUGAUGCAUUUAGUCUUGCUAAAUAACUUAUACUGUUCCGGGCAAAUCAGACUUAAAUCCAGUACUAGGAGUACAGUUAAAAGUGGUAUUAACUAAACGAUAAAUGGGUUCAUUUGGUACCAAUUCUGUAAAGCUCUAAACAUGUUUGAUUUCUCUUUCGGAAAAUAUAAUAUCCUAUAUUAUCCUUUUUGACUAAAAUUCUGAGAAAUUGCCAGACCCUUAAAGAUUUUUCCAAUUCAUUUUUGUUUUCUGGUUUAAAAGUUGGAGUACAAUGUAAAUAUAUCAUGGCAGAGAAUAUUUAUAAAGGUAUUGUGCAUUUAAUAAAAUUCUGUUGAAAGAGUUGAUUUUUACUAAAAAAAUGGUUUCUAAGACAAGGCUCUGAAGUACUGCCUACUUUUUACGUCAAAUUACGCUCUUCAGAGAAAAGAAAAUGUACAAAAUUCGUCAGAUUCGUUUCUGAAAUUGAUUUUGAAAAUAGGUUCAGAUCCAUAUUUUUAAAUUUAUUUGAAAUAACAUUUUUGAACGUUUUUGAACUCAUUUUAUUAAACCAAAAAUUAAUCUGAUUCUAUUUUGCUGUUAAACAUAUUAUAACCUUCUUAAUAAUGGGAUGUGGGUGUGUAUUUAUAAAAAA